Molecule: messenger RNA, 1127 nt
Organism: Phoenix dactylifera (date palm)
Lineage: Eukaryota; Viridiplantae; Streptophyta; Magnoliopsida; Arecales; Arecaceae
Product: caffeoyl-CoA O-methyltransferase
Molecular function (GO): S-adenosylmethionine-dependent methyltransferase activity; O-methyltransferase activity
Source: RefSeq, a predicted model, not a curated record
UAUAUACCCGGCCAGAUGAACAUCCCCACCCAGCGAGCAGGCGCAGAGGGAAGACAAGAAGGGAAGAAAGAGAGCAACCAGCAAUCCAUGGCUACCACCGAGACCGAGACCAAGAGCCAGAGCCAGAGCCAGAAUGGGCAGGUGGGCAGGCAUCAGGAAGUCGGCCACAAGAGCCUCCUCCAGAGCGACGCCCUCUAUCAAUACAUACUGGAGACCAGCGUGUAUCCUCGGGAGCCCGAGUGCAUGAAAGAGCUCCGCGAGAUCACCGCCAAGCACCCCUGGAACAUCAUGACCACCUCCGCCGACGAAGGGCAGUUCCUCAACAUGCUGCUGAAGCUGGUCAACGCCAAGAAGACCAUGGAGAUCGGCGUCUACACCGGCUACUCCCUCCUCGCCACCGCCCUCGCCCUCCCCGAUGACGGCCAGAUCUUGGCGAUGGACAUCAACCGGGAGAACUACGAGCUGGGGCUGCCGGUGAUCGAGAAGGCGGGCGUGGCCCACAAGAUCGACUUCCGCGUCGGCCCCGCCCUGCCGUUGCUGGACGGAUUGGUGGAGGACGAGAAGAACCACGGUUCCUUCGACUUCAUCUUCGUCGACGCCGACAAGGACAACUACCUCAACUACCACAAGCGCCUGCUGGACCUCGUCAAGCCCGGCGGCAUCAUCGCCUACGACAACACCCUCUGGAACGGAACCGUGGUGGCGCCGCCCGACGCCCCCCUCCGCAAGUACGUCCGCUACUACCGGGACUUCGUGCUCGAGCUCAACAAGGCCCUCGCCGCCGACCCCCGCAUCGAGAUCUGCCAGCUCCCGGUCGGCGACGGCGUCACCCUCUGCCGCCGGAUCAAAUAAAUUCCUAUAUUAUUGCUUUUCUUUUCGGAAGAAGAAACUGAACAGAAGACCACCAUCCAUCACAAUUAGUAAUCAUUAUCUCUCUCCGUUUUUUUUUUUUUUUUGUUUGCCCCUCUUUUACUUGUAUUAUGUCUUUAAUUGAAAGCAUGUAAACAUAUAAAGCCACCGCACCGUGGAGCUGUGAAAACGCGUGGAUGGGUGAGCUCAAAUGGUUUGAUGCCCUUUCGAUCUCGAUUAAAUGAAUGGUUAAUGGGGAGCUAGGUUCUCUGUUUUUA